AUGCGAACCGCGAUAAAAACUAGUCAUCCAUUCACGGCACAUGCGAUGCUCUCAGCCUUCGCGAAAAAAUCGAGCAUGCGUCGAGCGCCGCCGCCUACUGCGACCGACGACGUCGCGGCGGCGUCGCGAACAAACGACGAUCAGCUGACGCCGCCGGAAAAACAGUUGACAGCUACCCUUGCGAGUCACAGCCGACGCGAUCGAUAA
Messenger RNA from Acanthoscelides obtectus, 207 nucleotides. NCBI's taxonomy places the organism in Eukaryota, Metazoa, Arthropoda, Insecta, Coleoptera, Chrysomelidae. The record is from the annotation of a GenBank genome assembly.